Molecule: messenger RNA, 1886 nt
Organism: Helianthus annuus (common sunflower)
Lineage: Eukaryota; Viridiplantae; Streptophyta; Magnoliopsida; Asterales; Asteraceae
Product: 4-coumarate--CoA ligase-like 6
Exons: 6
Coding region: 28-1755 (575 amino acids)
Biological process (GO): ubiquinone biosynthetic process
Cellular component (GO): peroxisome
Molecular function (GO): CoA-ligase activity
Source: RefSeq, a predicted model, not a curated record
CUGACGAAAUAUAAAACAUUUACAACCAUGGCAACAUACUUUAACCAAAACCAAUCAAACAUCCUUUCUUCACAAAAAGCCCAUAUAUUCAAAGAUUUAUUCAAGAAAAACCAGUUCAAUGAUAUUCCUCACUGGUAUUCCUUAGAAACAGGAAUAUACAGCAGCAAACACACACCAAGAACCCUACCUUCCGACCCUUUUGUUGAUGUUGUAUCCCAUAUAUUUUCCCAAAAACACAAUGGGAAAACAUCCUUCAUAGAUUCUUCAACAGGGUUCUCCCUUUCAUACUCAGAACUACAACCAUUAGUUAAAUCCAUGGCCUGUGGGCUCCACCACCAAAUGGGUAUUUCAAAAGGUGAUGUUGUUUUGAUGCUUUUACCAAAUUCAAUACACUUCCAUAUUGUUUUCUUGGGUAUUUUGUAUCUUGGUGCUGUAGUGACCACCAUGAAUCCUCUUUGUACUGUCUCAGAAAUUAAAAAACAAACUAGUCAAUGCAAUGUGAAACUUUGUUUCACUUUGUCUACUAGACUUCAAGACUUGAGUGCAUUAGGGAUCACUUCCAUUGGGGUACCCGAAAACGCAAACUACGAUCCAAACUCGACUGCUUUCUCAUGUUUUCACCAGCUUAUUUCGCGUCAUAAAAAUAAUUCCCUGCCCCCUCGAACGAUUAGCCAGGAUGACCCUGCCGCUAUUCUAUUUUCUUCUGGCACUACUGGUGCUAGUAAAGGUGUAGUCUUGACUCACAAAAACUUGAUUGCGGGGGUUGAGUUAUUUGUUCGAUUUGAAGCUUCACAGUAUGGCGAUAAUAACGAAGGAAACACUUAUUUGGCUGUUAUACCCAUGUUCCAUAUAUAUGGUCUUACACUAUUUACUUUAGGAAUCUUGUCACUAGGCUCAACCAUUGUAGUGAUGAACAAAUUUGACCAUAAUGAGAUGGUACGAGCUAUCAGCAAAUAUGGUGUCACACAUUUCCCAGCAGUACCUCCAUUGCUUAAAGCAUUGAUCAAAGUAGGAAAGAGUGUUCAUCGUGGUCACUUGAAGAGCUUAAAACAGGUGUCAAGUGGAGCAGCACCUUUGAGCACACAAUGCAUGGAGGAAUUUGUACAAACAUUUCCUCAUAUCGAUUUCAUUCAGGGUUACGGCUUGAGUGAAUCAACUGCGGUGGGAACACGAGGAUUCAACACAAAACAGAUAAGAAAUUACACAUCAGUCGGGUUAUUGGCUCCUAACAUGCAAGCCAAAGUUGUAGAUCAUGUUACUGGUUUGUAUUCACCUCCAGGGAAAACCGGAGAACUUUGGUUACGAGGGGCUGGCAUUAUGAAAGAAUAUCUGAAAAAUGUGGAGGCAUCUUGUUCAACAAUUGAUAAGGAUGGAUGGCUGCAUACCGGAGAUAUCGUCUAUUUUGACCAUCAAGGGUAUUUGUAUAUUGUUGACCGGCUCAAAGAUGUUAUUAAAUACAAAGGUUUUCAGAUUGCACCAGCUGAUUUGGAGGAUGUCUUGAUUUCUCAUCCAGAUAUAGAAGAUGCUGUAGUUAUAGGGAAACUAGAUGAGGAAGCUGGAGAAAUUCCCAUGGCUUUCGUCGUGAGGAAACCUAAAGCCAAAAUUUCCGAUUAUGAUGUCAUUAACUUUGUUGCUAAACAGGUUGCACCAUACAAGAAAGUUCAAAUGGUGGAAUUUAUAAACGCAAUACCAAAAUCUGCAGCAGGAAAGAUAUUGCGACGAGAACUAAAGUACACACUGACGUCAAGACUUUAAAGUUUUGUGGUGGCAGAUAAAAUGCUUAAUGUUCCGUGGCAUUGAAUAACCACUUUAUUUUUAUAUCUUUGUUCUUUGAACCCUUGGAACAUAUUGUAAACAUAUGCUAAUAAUAAUUCAAUCAAAUUGGA